AUGUUCCUUCAUUCCCUGUUCCCUCAUUCCCUGUCCCCCCAUUCCCACCUCCCCCAUUCCCUGCUCCCCCAUUCCCCACUCCCCCAUUUCCCGCUCCCCCAUUCCCUGCUCCCCCAUUCCCUGCUCCCCCAUUCCCUGCUCCCCCAUUCCCGCUCUCCAUGCCCUGCUUCCCCAUUCCCUGCUCCCCCAUUCCCACCCCCCCCAUUCCCUGAUCCCCCAUUCCCCGCUCCCCCACUCCCUGUUCCCCUAUUCCCUGUCCCCCGGUUCCCUGUCCCCCCAUUCCCCAUUCCCCCAUUCCCUGCUCCCCCAUUCCCUGCUCCCCCAUUCCAUGUUCCCUCAUUCCCUGUUCUCCCAUUCCCACUUCCCCCAUUCCCUGUUCCCCCAUUCCCUGCUCCCCCAUUCCCUGCUCCCCCAUUCCCUGCUCCUCCAUUCCCUUCUCCCCUGUUCCCUGCUCCCCCAUUCCCUGUCCCCUCAUCCCCUGCUCCCCCAUUCCCCCCUCCCCCAUUCCCUGAUCCCCCAUUCCCCGCUCCCCCAUUUGCUGUUCCCCGACUGCCUGUCCCCCGAUUCCCUGUCCCCCCAUUCCCGGUUCCCCCAUUCCCUAUUCCCCCAUUCCCCGCUCCCCCCUUCCCUGCUCCCCCCUUCACUGUCCCCUCAUUUCCUUCUCCCCCGUUCCCACCUCCCCCAUUCCCUGUUCCCCAUUUCCCGCUCCCCCAUUCCCUGUUCCCCGAUUCCCUGUCCCCCCAUUCCCCGUUCUCCCAUUCCCUAUUCCCCCAUUCCCUGCUCCCCCAUUCCAUGUUCCCUCAUUCCCUGUUCCCCCAUUCCCUGUUCCCCCAUUCCCCGCUCACCCAUUCCCUGUUCCCCCAUUCCCCGCUCCCCCAUUCCCUGUUCCCCGAUUCCCUGUUCCCCCAUUCCCCGUUCCCCCAUUCCCUGCUCCCCCAUUCCCUGCUCCCCCAUUCCAUGUUCCCUCAUUCCCUGUUCCCUCAUUCCCUGUUCCCCCAUUCCCACCUCCCCCAUUCCCUGAUCCCCCAUUCCCCGCUCCCCCACUACCUGUUCCCCGAUUCCCUGUCCCCCGAUUCCCUGUCCCCCCAUUCCCUGUUCCCCCAUUCCCUAUUCCCCCAUUCCCUGCCCCCUCAUUCCAUGUUCCCUCGUUCCCUGUUCCCCCAUUCCCCACUCACCCAUUCCCUGUUCCCCCAUUCCCCGUUCCCCCAUUCCCUGCUCCCCCAUUCCCUGCUCCUCCAUUCUCUGCUCCCCCAAUCCCUGUUCCCCAAUUCCCUGUUCUCCCAUUUCCUACUCCCCCCUUCACUGUCCCCUCAUUCCCUGCUCCCCCGUUCCCACCUCCCCCAUUCCCUGUUCCCCCUUUCCCGCUCCCCCAUUCCCCGCUCCCCCUUUCCCGCUCCCCCUUUCCCUCUCCCCUAUUCCCUGUUCCACGGUUCCCUGUCCCCCAAAUCCCUGUCCCCCCAUUCCCAGUUCCCCCAUUCCCUGAUCCCUCAUUCCAGGUACGCCGUAGAAUGUCACCUUUUAUCCAGCGUUUAG
Closterium sp. Yama58-4 is the source of this 1533-nucleotide messenger RNA. The record is from the annotation of a GenBank genome assembly. Lineage: Eukaryota; Viridiplantae; Streptophyta; Zygnematophyceae; Desmidiales; Closteriaceae.